AGCAAUUGCGUCGCAACAGUGCGGAGAACAGGUGAUAUUCCUAAUGUCUCAUGACUUUAUCACUGUCACGUAUUUAAUCGUCAUACGGACGAUCAUCGAUAUUUAGCAUUUGGCUGUGACAGUAACAAUUGUGUAAGAAAGCAGGCGAUUUCCUUAAAUUAUUAAAAAAUGAAUAGUUCAAUUAUAAGAUAAAAUUGUGAAAAAGUGCUCCUAAUUUUUUGGAGCGGAUACGAGAUUUACUUGUCAGGUUUGAAAGAUGGCUUUUCCACCUUUAGUGAGUUCUACACCUCCACCUUUGGAUAAUUUUGGUGAUUCGGAUGAAGAUGAAUUUGGAGAUUUUACGGCUGGUGGAAUCGAUGGCUUAUCCAUUACAUCAGAUUCACCACAUAAAAUUAUCACUCCUAUUCAAACACCAAUAAUGUCUGAAAAUGUUUCUCCAAAAGUAAAUGGAGUUAAUUAUUCUCCAUCAUCUAACAUAUGCUCUAAAAAUGAUAGCAUUCUUAAAUGUAAUAUUCCAGAUGAUGUUUUAAUUGUUGAGAAAGCAGAAGAUAUUGUGAGCAACAUAGAAUUACACGAUAAUUCAGAAAAUAGUAGUAUUAAAAAAAAUAAUUUUGAUGAUAAUAGUAUCAUUCAACACGAUAACUUAAAUCUAUGUAGUGAGAAUGAUUUAAAAACUACAGAAAACAAUAAUGAUACUUACGAAAUUUGUACUCAGGUCAUCUUAGAUAAAGUAAAUUUUAUUAAUAAGAGUGUAGUCAGUAGCAAUAAUAGUAGCUUAGCGAAUAGUGUGAAGACUGUGAGCGAGCAUGAAGGUUCAUUAAAUAAUUUGGAAGUCAAUGAUGAUGUAGAACCUUUAAGCCUAGAUUUAGAUGACCCCACAAAUACAUCUGAUGGAUUACAACAUCUAGACAGUGAUUUUUAUAACUAUGAACAAUUUAAAGAUUCUGCAGAUUGGAGUAGUUUUGAUAAUAAUAAAAUAUUGCACAAAGAGUUAUCAGUUUCACAAGCAAAUUGUUUUGAUCUACAGUACGAAAUUGUAAGCAAUUCAUAUAAUGAUACAAUUGUUAAUACAGUCAAUGAUACUCACUUAGAAUGCAAGUCGAUGGAUGAAAGAAUUAAGAAGAAUGAAAGUAAUAAAAGCAUUGAGAAGUGUGAUUCUAUGCAAAAUAGUAAAACAUUAUCCGAUUCUCUUCCCUCUCAAGACAAGGAUGUAAAAAAUGUUGACAUUUUUCCUCAAUCAGACUGUGAUUUAACUAUUGAGGAGGAUCUUAAAGAAAUUGGAGGUACAUUUGAUAAAAAUGAAGCAUUAAGUAACGAUAUUGUAUAUACCUCUUUCAAUUCUGGUUUGGGUAUAGAUAAAACUAUAAGGGACAAAUCAAAUAUAGGUUGUAAAUUUGUAAAUAACGAUAUUGGUACCUUGCCUAAUCUAUCAUGGAGAGAAAAUACAAAUCUCGAAUCAAAUACAUUUGAUACACUGGAUAUAGUAGAAAAUGUUACAAGUGGAAUAGUUAAUAAUAAAAGUAUGAUUGCAAUCAAUGAAAAUACGUUUGCUGUGAAUACAAAUUUAAAUAAUGAAGAAAAUUUCAUAGAGUCUGCUUUAAUAGAUAAUAAUUCGUUCGAUAAAGAAGAUCCUAAUUUUACAGAUUUCAAAUCUACUGAAGAUCUUGAUAGAGUAUCAAUAUCUGAAUGCAGUUUAAAUGUCAUAUCUGAUAAUUUAUCUAAUACAGUACAAAUUGAGGAUAACUUAUCCAAGUUAUCGAGCGAAACAGAUUUUAGACAAAAUCUCUCAUCUUUUGUAAACGUAUCACUGCCAACCAAUAAAACAUUUUCUAAUCAUAUACAGGCAGAAAAUAGCAAUGUAAAAAAUAAUUCAGAUUUGGAAUGUGCCACUUAUAACGAUAGAACCUGCAUAGAACAUUUCGAAAAUGAUACUUUUUGCGAUUAUCAAGAAAUGCAACAAGAAAACGCAAUGCCAACACAUAAAAAGAGUGAUACUUUUCCAGUACUUUGUAACACAGAAAAUGCAGACGAUGAUUUUGGUGAUUUUACGAAUUUUUCAAGCGUGGGAGAUGAAUGGACAUCUAAUGUAGUUAAUCCCAAAGUACCUGAAACUGAUGAUGACUUUGGAGAAUUUAAUAAUUUUGAAUCAUCAAACAGUACAGUAGAAACACAACAAUUUAGUUUGAGAGAAUCUAUGUGUCGGAUAGAAAAUAAGAAUGCUGCAAACAAGAUAGAAGAUAUAGUAACAAAUAUGUUUUGCGUGAUGCCUACGCUUCCUGAAACUGAUUUAAAACCUUUAAUUACGAAAACAGAUAAAAUCUGGCAGUGCUUGAAAAAUGUAGAAGAAACUAAUGCUUUAACUUAUCAAUGGUCUAAUAGUACUAGUAAUAAUGUGCUUUUAAAUGCACUUGGCAUUGAUUCGCGUAAUAUCUUAUUUGGGCCAAGAUGGAAUACAAGUGUUCCAAGGUUUGCAGCUAAUCUUGGUUUUACACCUUUGGAACCGAUAAAGGCUUCUGUUGAUUCUCCCCCGUCUACCACGAAUAAGGUGCAAGGAGUGUCUACUUCAGAUGAAGUACCUGCUGCCCAAUUUGAUUGGAAUAGUUCUGGGCUUGUUAAUCCUUUAGAUGCUAGUGGUGGGUUAUCAGCUCUUCUACCAUUGGAUUUAUUGUGUCCGUUUGACCCUCUACUAACACCCCACUGUUCCACAUAUUCCGAAUCCUAUCAUCAAACAGCUGCUUACACACGGGACUCCAUAUAUUAUUAUUCGUCAGAUCCAACCGUUAUCUCCGAGAACAGCAAUUUACAAUCCAUGAAAAUAUCAAAUAAAAGUACUUUGAAUCCUUUCAAUAGUGGAUUGAACAAUAGCUUAAAAUCUCAGAAACAAAUACAAACGGGCAAAAUGAUCGAACCUCUACCAGGGCCACACAUGAUCGAUUGGAAAUUAAAAGAGGAACAUGAAAUAGGGGGUAAAGGAAAAAAUUUUCCGCAUAAAGUAUUAAAAAAUGCUCCGUCAAUAAACAAUAAAUCGUUCCUAGUAAGCAGUAAUGCUACAAAAAGUCAAGACUUAUAUUAUAGAAAGUCGUCAUUGUCAAGAAGAGAACAUUUGCAAAAUGCAGAACAUGUCACUGUGGACAGGUUUGGUAGACCCAUGUCUGUACACGCAGAGACAAUGAAAGUUCUGAAUCAACUACCAGAUUUAUCCUUUUUAAGUGCUAGAACUUUAUUGUUUAAUCGUGAGCAAAAACAAAUUGUUCAAGACUUAGGUGCCAUGAUAAAUCGGAAAAUGCCUGGCUGAGUAACGUCGGUCUGAAUACGAGUUUGACAAGGUAACAUGAACAGAAUCGAAAAAAUUUGUAAUAGAUACUCUCAACAAUCAGUAUAAUCAAAAAAAUCUUCUGCUACCUUUCAAACCUGUGUUCAGACCAACCUCUGAUCCAUCUUGGCUCUUCCAUGUUGGUAUCAUUGAAGAAGUUAUGUCCUAAAUGAUAUAACUGAUGCUUCGGUAAUUUACUACUUAUUGGCACACAACAAUGCACUUGACAUUCCAAGAUAUGAUUGUUUGUGAUUAUUAUGAAUUGUUGUUAUUAUAGUUAUCCUUAAAAGUAUUUCAAUUUGUUUUACAAUUGUAAUUUAAUAUCUUGUUUCCUUAACGGAUAAUUGUCAAAUAGUUAAGGUAAAUAUGUGUUUACUUUCUUUUUAUGUAGGUCACAUAGUCACUAAAUUUCAGUAUAUGAAAUAGUACAUGAGAUAUUUGUUAAUAUUAUUUCGUUUGACCAUGUUCUAGUCUACACGAAUUGAAAGAAGUUCCACACAUAAUGUAUGUGUAUGUGUGUGUUAAAUUUUGUUAAGAUAUACUCAUUGCAAAUCUUUACCUAAGAUAAUACCUAAGAGUUUGACCUCUUUAAAGUAUUAUCAUAUGAUUCUGUAUUUACGAUAUUGCAUGUUGCUACUUUGCAACAUGUUUGUAUAUUAGAAUAUUUAAAAAGAAAAAGAAACGAGCAAAAGACAGAUAGAUAAUUUUCCAUGCAAAUAUAUUACUUUUACACUCAAA
Messenger RNA from Vespula pensylvanica (western yellowjacket), 4051 nucleotides. RefSeq names its product aftiphilin (gene Afti). The record is from RefSeq and is a predicted model, not a curated record. Gene Ontology annotation, molecular function: clathrin binding. Gene Ontology annotation, biological process: intracellular transport. The coding region runs from base 257 to 3295 and encodes 1012 amino acids. Lineage: Eukaryota; Metazoa; Arthropoda; Insecta; Hymenoptera; Vespidae. The transcript has 8 exons. Gene Ontology annotation, cellular component: trans-Golgi network membrane; AP-1 adaptor complex.